CUCUAUCGGAUCCAUUGAACGAUUUCACAGUGCGGCCUGCAGCAGAGACCACACGGGCAGAGCUACGGCUACGGCGGCGGCAACGACAACGACAACUUACAACUUACAACAAAUUCUGCAACGAAUUGAAGUGCAACGAAAUGCAAGUAAUAUUUGCGACGCAAUUGAAGCUCUCCUCAGAUCCUGCAAGCGGCAGGCCACGUUCCCGCAGUUCCUAUCGCGGCUUCUAGGCGCCCCUCGCCCCAAUGUUGUCUGUGUGAGUAGGCGGAACUGUAGCACAGAUAAAAUCGAUAAAUCCAAGCCAAAAUAAAAUAAGGGAAAAUCACCAGCAAAGUGCGUGAGUGUGGGAGUGUGUGUGUGUGUGUGCUGUUUGUGCAUGUGUAUGUGUGCGUAGAAGGAAAACAAUAAGUGCGAAACAACGAAACGGAGAGGGGACACGGACCCGGACACGGACGCGGAUACGGUUACGGACACGGGGUCGCAGGACAAUCAUGCGGAAGUGAGCACUUGGAACACCCAAAGGAACACCUCCUGUGUGCCAACAAGCUGCUACUGUGGCUUGUCCAAUACACCAGUAAUCGCCCUGCAUUUAGCCGCACAUCAAAGCGUCGCUAUUUAUAUGUACGGCCGGGCCGUGCCGGGCCAUCAUGCGAUACCAUACCUGAGCGAACCGCCAACGCAAUAAUAAUAAUAAACGAAAGUAUGGCGCUCAAGUAGAACAUUCCAUCAGCGGUCGACAGCAAGCAAACAAGUCAGCUCCGUUUCCGAAUCUGCUCCUGUGUGGAGCAGCUACCGAUAUCGAGAAAACCACCACCAUCACCUCAAUUCGCAGCGCGAGAUGACGGAGCAAAAGAACCAGGUGACGCGUGCUGCACCGGAGCAGAGCAAUGACUACCGAGUGGUGGUCUUCGGUGCCGGUGGCGUUGGCAAAAGCUCCUUGGUGCUGAGAUUCAUCAAAGGCACGUUCCGGGAAAGCUACAUUCCGACCAUUGAGGACACCUACAGACAGGUCAUAAGUUGCAACAAGAACAUUUGCACGCUGCAAAUAACAGACACAACUGGAUCGCAUCAGUUCCCGGCAAUGCAGCGACUGUCCAUAUCGAAGGGACACGCUUUCAUUCUGGUCUUCUCUGUGUGCUCCAAGCAGAGUUUGGAGGAGCUACGGCCCAUCUGGGCGCUCAUAAAGGAGCUAAAGGGGGCCGAUAUACCCAACAUUCCCGUCAUGCUGGUGGGCAACAAGUGUGAUGAAACCGCCGAGCUGAGAGAGGUGUCGCAGAUCGAGGGCCAAGCGCAGGCCACCACCUGGAGCAUAUCGUUCAUGGAAACAUCGGCCAAAACCAACCACAAUGUAACCGAGCUGUUUCAGGAGCUCCUCAAUAUGGAGAAAACCCGCACCGUCUCCCUGCAAUUGGAUACGAAGAAGCAAAAGAAGCAGAAGAAGGAGAAAAAGGCAAAGGAAACGAAUGGCGCCAUACCGGAGAACGGGGAGGCUAGCGCCAGUGCCAGCGGCGGUGCCAAGGAGAAGUGUCGGGUUAUGUAAGGAUUAUCGGAUUACAAUGAAGUGAUUCCGAGACGAGUCGAUGCGAAAUGAAAUGGUGACAGACAAAUACUCGCUUUGGGGCAAGUAGCGUUGGGUUAACCCACACGCAUGCACACCCCCCCAUCUAGAUUUAAACCCGUGCAUCCCCACCCCACCAACCACACACAUAAAAACAAGCACCCAAAAUCAUACAAUAUGUAUUUAAGAAGAAAACACACUACGAUUACAAUUACAAAUACGAUUAUGACUAUAUUUUGCAUAGGUUUUAUUCAAGCAAAGAAUUUUCUAGUCGCACAGUAUACACAUACGAAUACUAUACUAAACAAUAUGAUACUAUCCACACCAUACUAUACGAACACAACACACAACACAGAACAGAACAUCCACGAAUGGAUGGGUUGACACAUAAUCGCAUCUGAAACGCAACGGCAUACAUAUCAAAUAUUUACACACUUGCAUGAUGCACCACCACCAACAACACCAAUCCAAUACGAGUACGCCACUGGUCACCGGUCACGCGAUGUGCCCAGAGUAAUCUGUAGCGUAAUCCCAUCCCAUGCCACACAUACAGACAGGUAUCAUUCAAUGCUAUACACUAUCGACAUAAAUACUUACAUACAUAGAAUAUCUCUAAUGAAAGCCAAAGUACCUACUUAAAAGACAUAAAUCUGAAUCUACUUACGAUAUACAAGUACUUACAAUAUUUACAUACAUACUUAAACCCAUUGACAGAAGACUUCUCUAUGUAAGUAGUCGACACGGAGACAAUUGUGGGGUUGCUGUCACAGCAAACUAUCUAAGAACGGAUCCUCCCCCCACACUACCGCCGUAUGCCUCCCCAGACUAUCAUUGCUGUUUAACUAUUUACCACCAAACAAACAAAAAAAGAACACUGAAUGAACGAAUGAAAGAAUGAAUACAGUACGAACCGAACACAACCCUGAUCGCCACAUAAUUAAGCUAAUGUAUAAAAAUACUCAUAGCCAUGCCACAGACCCCCCCACAGACAGACACGAAAUAUUCAUAGAAAUCUGCUAGUCUGCUAUUUGUUGUUUCUUUGAGCAAAUUCCAGUUAACAUUAAUUAUGUAUAUUAUAUUGUAGAAUUUUACAAUUAUUUGCUGAAAGUUACUGACGGGACGAGAGCAUUUUACACACAGAAGUAGUGCAAAAAGUGUAUGAAAACCUAUGUCUAAGCUUAAGUUAGAUCGAAAGUCUAAGUAAAAUCCGAGCAGCAACCGUUGAGCCGUAGUAGUGUGGAAGUGAGCGAAAGAACACGCGUACAUCGAAAGGAUAUUUGAGAGUGCAUUUUUGCAGCACAAACACAGGAGAUGGGUUUAAGUUGCCUGUUUUUAAACAACACACACACACACACCACACACACGAGUAGUAUCUUAUGUAUAACUUAACACAAACAAUUCCAAUUAUGGCAUUCGUUUCUUUUUAAAAAUAAUAAUUCCAUUUGAGAUUGGCUUGUGCAUAGGCGUAGGAGUAGGCAUAGGCAUUGUUCUGCUGCUGUUUGAUAUUAGGUGGCAUUAGUUUUUUAAAUUAUACGAUUACGUGUACGAGUACCAAAUCAGACGUAAGAGAGGUAGUAGGGUGACAUACAUAUGCUUUAAUUGCUGCUAAACCAUAAUUUUAGCUAGUUGAGGGGGCAAACGCAAAUGCGAACCAGCGAGAAAUAAUUACAUUAAUUAUGAUGUUGCUCAGUUGUUAAACCGUAGAACAGAACAGAAAAGCAGAAGAGAAACCAAUCGAGAGAUGAAAAUUACAUACUAAAUAACUAAAACAUAAAUUGUUGAAUUCGAGUAGUGAAAUUAUUAAUCAGGAUUAUCAUAGCGGACCAAUUUGCGUAUAAGAUUUGUGAAAUCAAUUAGAUAAUUCUCUCAGUUUGCCAUAGAAAUGGGAUGAUCGAUGCCAGCCUUAGUUGUCACUUAUUGGUAGCCUGCCGUGCUUUAGGUUUUUCGCUUAAUGUUUCCUAGUUUUAGGUAUGUUAAACGCUAGAGAGCAAACUGGUUUUGGUUAAGGCUAUAAGAGUAUUUGCCGUGUAUUGGAAUUUGCGUAACUGUAAACGAAAUACCUAGUUGCAUAGUUAUUAUUAUUAAAUAUUUAUAUAACAAUGAAGUGUAAUUAAAGCAUAAUACAAUUUUAAGGGCAGUGCAUGAUUUAAAAUACAACGAAUAAAUAUAUUUACACCGAAA
Drosophila subobscura is the source of this 3739-nucleotide messenger RNA. Its product is annotated as GTP-binding protein Di-Ras2. The record is from RefSeq and is a predicted model, not a curated record. Gene Ontology annotation, molecular function: GTP binding; GDP binding; GTPase activity. Gene Ontology annotation, biological process: signal transduction. Gene Ontology annotation, cellular component: plasma membrane. NCBI's taxonomy places the organism in Eukaryota, Metazoa, Arthropoda, Insecta, Diptera, Drosophilidae. The coding region runs from base 839 to 1540 and encodes 233 amino acids. The transcript has 5 exons.